This is a messenger RNA of Pyrus x bretschneideri (Chinese white pear), 2313 nucleotides long. RefSeq names its product pentatricopeptide repeat-containing protein At4g14820. Lineage: Eukaryota; Viridiplantae; Streptophyta; Magnoliopsida; Rosales; Rosaceae. Gene Ontology annotation, biological process: RNA modification. The record is from RefSeq and is a predicted model, not a curated record. Gene Ontology annotation, molecular function: protein binding; zinc ion binding; RNA binding.
AUGUCCAGCCUUCCCCACACCACCCUAGCCCUCCCUCCCCACCCGAACCCGUACCCUAACACACCCGCAACCCUCUCCACCGCCGUAUCCUCCGCCAGAAGCCUCACCCACCUCAAACAAGUCCACGCUCAAAUCCUAAAAUCCAACCUCGACCGCCCCGACUCCCUCCUUUACAAUCUCCUCCUCUCCUCCUGCACCCUCUCGCCGAGCCUCCACUACCCUCUUUCCAUCUUCAACCAAAUCCCCAAACCCCAAAUCCAUAUGUGCAACAAGCUCCUGCGCGAGUUCUCACGAUGCGCUGAGCCCGAUAAGGCCCUUUUGGUGUAUGAGAGGAUGAGGAGGGAGGAUGUGGGGGUGGACAGGUUCAGCAUUCCGCCGCUGCUGAAGGCGGUGGCCAGAGCUUCGGCUUUGAGUGAAGGGAUGGAGAUUCACGGUGUAGCUUGGAAGUUGGGUUUUCAUUCGGACCCGUUUGUGGAGACCGGGUUGGUCAGAAUGUAUGCCGCUUGUGGGAGGAUCAUGGAUGCACGGUUGAUGUUUGAUAAAAUGUCUCGCAGAGAUGUGGUUGCCUGGAGUAUUAUGAUUAACGGGUACUGUCAGAGUGGCCAUUUCGACACCGCAUUCCGCCUGUUUGAAGAGAUGAAGAACUCUAAUGCGGAGCCAGAUCCAGAUGAGAUGAUACUUUCUGCCAUUCUUUCAGCUUGUGGUCAUGCUGGAAAGUUGGCUUAUGGGAAAGCAAUCCAUGACUUCAUUAUGGAGAAUGAUAUUGUGGUUGACUCUCAUUUACAGAGUGCACUUAUCGCCAUGUAUGCAGGUAGUGGCUCUAUGGACUUGGCUCAGCAGUUGUUUGACAAGACAUCACAAAAAAAUUUUGUAGUUGCAACCGCAAUGGUUUCUGGGUAUUCAAAACUGGGACGGGUUGAAGAUGCACGUUUGAUUUUUGACCAAAUUGUUGAGAAGGACUUGGUCUGCUGGAGCGCCAUGAUAUCUGGUUAUGCAGAAAGUGAUCAACCUCAAGAGGCUCUUAGAUUGUUUGCUGAAAUGGAAGCUUCGGGGUUAAGACCUGAUCCAGUGACCAUGUUGAGUGUCAUUUCAGCUUGCGGUCAUCUUGGUGCACUGGAUCAAGCUAAGUGGGUUCAUUUAUAUGUUGACAAGAAUGGAUUUGGCAGAGUUUUGUCUGUCAACAAUGCGCUGAUUGAUAUGUAUGCCAAAUGCGGGAACCUGGAAAAAGCAACAGAGGUGUUUGAGAACAUGAGAAGAAGAAAUGUGAUCUGGACCACUAUGAUUAGCGCCUUUGCGAUACAUGGGGAGGCUAGUAAUGCACUAAACUUCUUCAAUCAAAUGAAAGAUGAAAAUUUUGAGCCAAAUGGGGUUACAUUUGUGGGCGUGCUUUAUGCUUGUAGCCAUAUGGGGUUAGUUGAGGAGGGUAGAAGAGUCUUUGAAUCGAUGAUUGAUGAAUACAACAUCACUCCGAAACAUGAGCACUAUGGAUGCAUGGUUGACCUCUUUGGUCGUGCCGGUCUUUUGAGAGAAGCUCUUGAGGUUAUAGAGGCAAUGCCCUUUGCACCGAAUGUUGUCAUUUGGGGAUCUUUGAUGGCUGCUUGUCAGAUUCAUGGUGAGACUGAAUUAGGAGAAUAUGCUGCAAGACAGCUUCUUGAGCUGGAACCAGACCAUGAUGGAGCCCUUGUGGCGUUAUCAAACAUUUACGCAAAACAAGGAAGAUGGGAAGAUGUUGGCAUUGUGAGGAAAACAAUGAAAAGCAGUGGUAUAUCUAAGGAGAGGGGGUAUAGCAGGAUAGAACUAAACAACGAGGUACACGAGUUUUUAAUGGCAGAUAGAAAUCAUAAACAAGCAGAUCAGAUCUAUGAAAAAUUAGACGAGGUAGUUAGUGAGGUGAAGCGGGUUGGUUAUACUCCCAACACGAGUUGCGUUUUGUUUGAUUUAGAAGAGGAAGAAAAGAAGGAAGCGAUUCUCUUGCACAGUGAGAAGUUGGCUCUUUCUUACGGUUUGAUAAGUAAGAAGCAAGGUUCAAGCAUUCACAUAGUUAAGAAUCUCCGGAUUUGCGAAGACUGCCAUACUUUCAUGAAGUUGGCUUCAAAGGUGUAUGAGAGAGAGAUUAUUGUCAGAGAUAGGACUAGGUUUCAUCACUACAAACAUGGUUUAUGCUCUUGUAACGACUAUUGGUAACUGUAUUCUGUCUGAGAUUAAAUAUCAUUGUACAACUAUUUAUUAAAAUGUGGAUACGAAAUUAUUCGCUGAAACAAAUCAAUAUAGGUAUUAGAAAAUAAAUAAUAUGAUUACUUUUCAGUUGAUUAA